Dipodomys ordii (Ord's kangaroo rat) is the source of this 1034-nucleotide messenger RNA. RefSeq names its product C-type lectin domain family 4, member D (gene Clec4d). The transcript is spliced from 7 exons. Lineage: Eukaryota; Metazoa; Chordata; Mammalia; Rodentia; Heteromyidae. The coding region runs from base 254 to 961 and encodes 235 amino acids. The record is from RefSeq and is a predicted model, not a curated record.
GAUGGCAGCCACCUCCUGCGGUGCUGUGACUCAAAUGGAGAAAUGAAGGCCGGAGUGUGGUUACUGUGAAUCAAAGGAAGCCCCGGUCUUUGAGAAGACUUCUCCUUUUGAGUUCACUGUCCGCGCUGCUGUUAGCGCCGCAACAUCACCAGAAGAAAUAAGAUCUUUUAUUGUGUCAAGCAUUUCUGAAUACAUAUUUCCUCCAGAAGAAGGGGGCUUUGGCAAACUUGGUAGCACGAGAGGAAAAUACACAAUGGGGAAGGAAGAAAUGUCGGAGAAAGGAAGAAGAAGAACCGGUUCGUGUUUGCCUUUUGUACCCACAGACACCCGUUCCUCUCCGAGGCUCCUCUGGGCCUGCGCAGCCCUGCUCAGCCUGCUCCUCACGGGCUGUUUUGCUGCCAAUGUGUUAGUGACUCAUCACAGCCUUCUCCGCUGUGGGAGGAAAGCUUCCACGUUACCGGGGUACCAUAAGAAGGUGACAUGCACGAGAGAAGACUCAGGACCCCAAAAAGCAGGCGCAGACGGGCUCUGGGGCUGCUGCCCCGCGGGCUGGAGGAGCCUGGGCCCGGGCUGCCUCCUUCCCCUGAGCGGCAACAGUUCAUGGGCCGACAGUGAGCGGAAUUGCUCCAACAUGGGCGCCCACCUGGCUUCCAUCAGCACCCAGGCCGAGCUGGACUUCGCCACGCAGUUUUUGCAGAGUGGGUUUCCAUACUUCCUGGGACUCAUUUAUGAGGAGAGUGGGCAGCAGUGGCAGUGGGUGGACGGGACGCCCUUCGACCCACAUGCGGGAUUCUGGCACCAGAAUAAACCCAACCACUUCCAGGAAGGAAACUGCGCGGUGCUGGUGAACCACAAAGACCGUUGGGCCUGGAGUAACUUUUCCUGUGCAGGGAAGGCAAGUAGAAUCUGUGAGCUACCCAGAGCAACUUUCAACCAGAAACCUAAGCAACCAUCUUCAUAAUGUGGACAGAAAAGAAGAAGCAGCCGGGCACUGUGGCUCACGCCUGCAAUCCCAGCUACUCAGGAGGCUGAGA